CCGCUCGCAUUACUACGGAAGAAACGUCGUUGCUGGGAGCCAAUCAACGGUAUAUGCAACGCCUGUUGCGAAUCGUGGAGGAAACCAUGAAUACGUCUCCGGUUGACAUGAUGCUGAAAUUUACUCUCAGUGCCUUAUGGAACCUGACAGAUGAAUCUCCCAGCACUUGUGAAUCAUUCAUCAAAGCUGGUGGCCUUCUCCUGUUCAUAAAAAUCUUGAACAAACCGGAUUGCGAUAGUACAGUAAAGACGAAAAUCCUCGGCCUCGUGAAUAACAUCGCCGAGGUCAGUCCGUUACGGCGCAACCUCAUGGACAAGAGUCUCAUUGAUCGACUGAGGGAAUUGAUGAAGACGGAUCUCAUAGAAGUGAGUUAUUUUGCAGCCGGCGUUUUAGCGCAUAUGACGACGGACGGAGAAGAGCCUUGGUCGGUUGAUGGCGUUGCGCAUACGGACGUCCUUAAAGAUUUGGAAAUUGUCGGUGAAUGGGCAAUGCCGGAUGCAGAAAUGGUGGCAUAUCGAACUUUUCAGCCGUUUUUCCCGCUAUUGCGAACCACGUCACCUCAUGCUGUUCAACUUUGGGCCUUGUGGGCCAUGUUGCACGUUUGCAAAUGGAAUCGAUUGUGGGUGACACAUUUUUGA
Messenger RNA from Notodromas monacha, 638 nucleotides. The record is from the annotation of a GenBank genome assembly. NCBI's taxonomy places the organism in Eukaryota, Metazoa, Arthropoda, Ostracoda, Podocopida, Cyprididae.